Molecule: messenger RNA, 3012 nt
Organism: Sebastes umbrosus (honeycomb rockfish)
Lineage: Eukaryota; Metazoa; Chordata; Actinopteri; Perciformes; Sebastidae
Product: patatin-like phospholipase domain-containing protein 2
Exons: 9
Coding region: 210-1673 (487 amino acids)
Biological process (GO): lipid homeostasis; triglyceride catabolic process
Cellular component (GO): cytoplasm; lipid droplet; membrane
Molecular function (GO): triacylglycerol lipase activity
Source: RefSeq, a predicted model, not a curated record
GCCUGUUUACUACUUUGAAACAUUUGACAUCUGAGCCUAGUAAGUUGUGCAAUACCACAGCCAACGGAAACACUGCCCCCAUUUCACCCGUGAAUGUUGUGGAGAUAAAAAGACAAUGUGUGCAUCUUAGUGCAAUAUUGAAAAGGGAAUUCCAAAAAGGACCAGCUGAUGGAUGAUUGAAGAGACGACAGAGAUGUGGUUUUGAGUUGAUGGAAACCUCAGAGAAGAUGUUUAACUGGGACGAGGAGUGGAACAUCUCUUUUGCAGGCUGUGGGUUCAGGAGUAUUUACUACCUGGGAGCGUUGAGCUGCAUCCUGGAGCGAGUCCCACAGCUGGUUCACGGAGCCUCCAAGAUCUGUGGAGCUUCAUCUGGGUGUCUCGUGGCUGCAGCUCUGGCCGUUGGGUUUCCCAUCGAUCAGUUCUGUGCUGAUGUGUUGAAUGUGGCGAAAGACGCCAGAAAACACACUCUGGGAGUUUUCCACCCGACCUUCAGUCUGCUCCAGACGGUUCGGGACUCCCUGCUGGUGAAGCUGCCAGCUGACGCCCACCUCCGGGCCUCUGGGAGGCUCUGUGUGUCCCUCACCAGACUGGCUGAUGGGAGGAACGUCCUGGUGUCAGAGUUCGACAGCAGGGAGGAGCUCAUUCAGGCUCUGAUGUGCAGCUGCUUUUUCCCUGUUUACUGUGGUUUCAUCCCACCUUCAUACCGUGGAGUGCACUACAUGGAUGGAGCCCUGAGCAACAACAUGCCUCUGAUGGAGCAGAGAAACACCAUCGCCAUGGCCCCAUUCUCCGGCGAGAGCGACAUCUGCCCCAGAGAGGGUACCUUCAACUUCACUGAGGUGAACUACGGCAAUGUGAGCAUCCAGGUCAACACCGGCAACGUGCAUCGGAUCUGUACGUCCUUCCUCCCUCCCACACCUGAGAAGCUGGCUGAGAUCUGUCACAACGGCUACGUGGAUGCUCUUCAUUUCCUGAGAGAAAGAGAUCUGCUUGGAACACAGUGUCUUCCCCCCAGUUUGAUGGCAGAGACGGACGCAGUCCAACCUGUUUGUUGUGAGCUGGUGAAGGAAGCAGCAGAGUCCAAGAAGACUCUGUUGAAUGGAUCAAACCCUCAUCAGGAAGAUCACUGGUGGCUGGGCCUGAAGGUCACAGAGAACCUCCCAGCUGGCUUCAAGAAAGUGCUGUGUGAGGCGUGCAGGGAGAGUCAUGGUGACGACACUCGGUGGUCCGAGCUCACUAAGUUCCCUCCAGUGAGAGUGAUCAUGUAUCUGCUGACCCUCCUACUGCUGCCCAUUGAGCUGAGCUUCCUACUCACCAAAAGCAUGAUUUUAUCACUGUCGACAUCGACUGCAGAUCUCUGCAGGCAGACAUGGAACAGCGGAGGCGACGACCCCGACAGAGCAUUUCAAAAGCAGUCCUGCAGCAGCAGCAGCAGGUCCUCUAACUCAGACCUCAGUAACCAGACAGGAGGAGACAAAAACAUUCAAACUUUGACCUCAACAAUCACCCCAAACUCCAACAAAACUCUUCACUGGGACAACAACGGUAACCUCGACCACUUCUCCCUCACCUCUACAUCUACCUGCUCAUCCAACUUCCCCUCCCCCGACACACCUGCAUAUGGUAAGGUGACUUUAAACCGCAGAAGUAAACGGACACUUCAUCGACCAUAAACCAGGCAGAAAAAAAGACUGUUUAAAAUUUUCAAAUGUAAAACCUUUUAUGGAUGGAAUAUAAUAUUUAUCGCUUAUGUUGGAUCAAUCAGAAAUAGAGUAGCUACAUUGAUAUUUAUUUACGAAAUCAUUCCAGAGACUGAAUUUGUUCAAGCGCUGACAAGAAAUCUAAAGCUAAGUUGGUCUCCAGAGUUAUCUGCUUAAUGCAGCCACUUCAUUGCCAAUAUUUGUUUUUCAUUUAACUGUAUGAAACUACAUUUAAGGCUUUUUUCUAGGUUCAGUUCACAAAAUAUCACUGCUAUAGUAUUACAAAUUCACAAUUUUGUUGUUACAGAAACAUUUUCAUUAGAUGAUGUGAGUUUAGUACGAUAACAAACAAGAAUUGCAAGAUUUUUUUAUUCAUAUGAAGAUUUUUUAACUUUAUUUAUCUAGUAUGUGACUUGCAAGUGCAGAAUAUGGUUUUGUCUGUGGUAUAGCAGGAUAUGGUUUUGUCUGUAGUAUGGCAGAGCAGUAACAAGCUCCUACGUAAUGCUGCUGGAGAGUUCUUGAGGCACUGAAAUCUUCACCUGCAGCUGGUUUUAACCUCUGACCUCAUUGAGGAGGAUCAGAAACAGAAAGAUUCACUCCAGCCCCAUGACCGGAGAGCAGGUAUAUCAUAACUGACUUUACCUGAAAGGUUUGGCUGAAACUAAAGGCCUAGUGUGUUGGAUGCUUUUGUUUUUAUAGAAAUAAAACCCAUUUAGUUAAUUUUUGCGUAUCAGCUCCCACAUUCAUCAAAUACAAAAUGUGUAAUUUGUAAAAUUCUAAGCGUGUUAUUAAUGCAUACGACGGAUGCUGCAAAGUGAAAGUGUCACACACAUGGGACGAGAGAGUUGACAGAAAAGACGAUGGCUUACAGCUUGAGGAUUUGGUGUCAAAAUGAAAAGCAAAAGCGUCUAUUUGAACCCAAAGCUAUAAAGGAAAUAAUAACGUUAAUGAGGCGAUCGCCAUGCGGAGGACGGAGGAGUCACAGCUGCUGUGGUGCCAGGUGGAAACCUGCGACCCCACAGCGAAAGCUCGACCAGAGAGGCAAGAAAAUCCUGUAAAUCUUUUCAAAUGUACAUUCGAAGUGUCUAUUUAAAGAUAUGUAAAAGUCACGUAGUUUGGUCAUAAGAUAAGAUGUUGAAGUUAUAUGUCUAACACGGUCAAAUAUCUGUAUUUAUUUCUGCUGAAGCAUCUUGGGGGGCGCAAAACCAUGUUACAUGUUUCAUUAUCUAGUGCUCAACUUUUGUCAUUUCCCUCUAUGUUGUUUUAUUUACUUGUAUAUUCUCUACAAAAUAAAACACUUCAGUUAUCCUCA